CUCUGCUCCUGCCAGGCUCCCUUCGACUUUUAGUCUUCCUUAAUUCAGAGCAGCUCUACCCUCCCGUUUAUUCAACCAAUUUCUAAAUAUGAAGCAGCAGGUCUGGAUCCUUUUCUUUCUAGCAGUCCCACUCUGCUCAUCUGUCCCAGUCUAUAAUGCAGAAGUCAAUGGAGACGUUACCCUUUCCCCUGUUGGAAUCAGUAGUGUCAGAAGCGUGGUGUGGAAAUUUGGGAAUAAUAAGGUUGCUGAAUUUGAUCCAAGCUUCAGCAAAGAGGUAAAGAUAUUCGGUAAUUACCAGGGACGAACAACCUUGGACAAGGAAACUGGCAAGAUUACAAUAUCAAAGUUGAGUCUCAAGGAUAAUGGGACGUUCUCAGUUGAGGUCGACAGUGUGUUGACGUCGGGUUGGUACCGUCUCGAAGUUUUCGAGGCAGUGAAGACUGUAGAGAUAACGAGGGAUGACACUGAUAAGAAGCUGUGUAAACUGCUCUGCAAAGCUGAAAAUGCCUUGAACCUUGAAUGGUCUGCAAGUCACAGUGAAAACUUCAACUCGACAGGAUCCCACCUGACUGUCAGAAAGAGUGACCUGUCCCACUCUUACACUUGUAAUGCAAGUAACCCAGUGAGUAGGAUGACUACUACAGUAAAGGCAAAAGACAUUUGUCAAGAUCCCAUCGAUUGGGGCCCAAUUGUUGGGGGGAUACUUGGAGUUCUUGCCGUAAUCGGAGCAGGAGCUGCAGGAGGAGUGCUCCUAUAUCAAAGCAGGGCGGACGCUCAAAAUGAUGAAUCGAAAAAGGAUUGCUGAGCAAACAAACAGAUUGAGUUGUGAAUGAGUUUGGAUUUUUCAUCUUCUCUCACUGGAUUCCUUCAAAACUACGAAGAGAUUCAUUUGACGAUUUCCUCCUCACACAGAUGGUUAAUUUACUGAACGACCACUGGAAAACGGCAGACUGCCGUGCCUCUCGUCAGCUUUUAGUAUUGUAAAGCUUGGUACGCUUUUAGCUUGUCCAUUCUAUCGGAUCUUUGUUUGUUUUAGUUUUUUUGUUGUGGGGAAAUUUCUAAGAAAAUUCAAUUUUUUUCUCAGAAUGUGUGUGAACCUGUAAGUGCAAUGCAGCUAAAAUCGAUUUGGAUACUAUGAAGACAACACAUGGUUUUGUAACACUAAUACCAUGUGUUGUCUUCAUAGUAUCCAAAUAGAUUUUAGCUGCAUUGCACUUACAGUAAAUGAGACUAGAGUGGCCUUAUAGAGAUCUGAACACGGCCAAUUCACCAGACCCUUCAUCAGAGAAGGGAAGGAGUCCGUUGAUAGUCUGAAUGAUGAGUGGGUUAAAUCUUUCAUGCACUUGCUACAGUUUUAGGACUUAUAUUAUAAAAAAAAUAUAGAAAAUGUGUAUAAUAUAAGGGACCCUCUGUAAUGAGACAAACAAUGUCUGUAUGUCUAUCUCUCUUUUUUUUGUGUGUGUGUGUGUGUGUGUGUGUUGAUUAAGAUGAAGGUUUUAAUUAAUUUCAUAAUUGUUUUUAAGUUUGAGUCUUAUGGCAAAAGCUGUUAGCUGUUAAGAUGCAUGUUGCUGCAUAAAUCUGUUAAAUUCCAAACAUGUUUUACAGACGCUCAAUUAAAAGCUGAUUUUAGUAUGCCUA
Clupea harengus (Atlantic herring) is the source of this 1638-nucleotide messenger RNA. RefSeq names its product SLAM family member 5-like. Lineage: Eukaryota; Metazoa; Chordata; Actinopteri; Clupeiformes; Clupeidae. Gene Ontology annotation, cellular component: membrane. The transcript is spliced from 6 exons. The record is from RefSeq and is a predicted model, not a curated record. The coding region runs from base 89 to 805 and encodes 238 amino acids.